AUGUCGACACAAACAAUCACAAAGAAGCGCAAAAGCGCCGACGGCUCUACUACCGCGACGAAGAAGGUCAAGACAACCAAGUCCGCCGACCGUCCAGCACCAGUCAAGUCCGCACUGAAAAAGACGAAGACGGCGAAAAAGGCAGAGACAGAGGCUCCCACCCAGCUCGCAGAAGAUGUUGAAGAGGAGACAGUGAUACCCGAGGCCGGUGCCAACACAGACCUCACGCCCGAUCAGACCGCCGCUCUCCUGGCCGGCUUCUCGAGCGACGAGGAUGAAGCUUCCGACGGCGACUCCGGACUCGCAAUCUCUUCUCUACCCAAAGCGCCCACGACUGGCGCAGUGCAGAAGCGCAUCAACGAAGCCAUCAUGUCCCAAUCCAAGAGCAAGGACGGCACGGAAGAUCCAGAACGAACUCCAGGCGUCAUCUACAUCGGCCGCAUCCCGCACGGUUUCUUCGAGCACCAGAUGCGCGCCUACUUUUCACAGUUCGGCGAGAUCACGAACCUGCGCCUGAUGAGGAAUCGCAAGUCGGGGAAGAGUCAGCAUCACGGGUUCAUCGAGUUCGCUUCCGCUGCGGUAGCGGAUAUUGUGUGUAAGACUAUGGACAAAUAUCUGCUGUUUAACCACAUCUUGCAAGUGAGGAGGGUGCCGCGGGAGCAGGUGAAUGAGAACAUGUGGCGGCAGAGUUCGAGGAGGGCGAGGAACCCGCCCCCGAGGAAUAAGCUGGAAGGGGGUAAAUUGCGGAGAGGUGCGACGAGGGACGUAUGGGAGGCGAGGGUUACGAACGAGGAGAAGAAGCGGCAGGAGAAGGCGGAGAAGCUGAAGGAGAUGGGGUAUGAGUUUGAGAUGCCGGCGUUGAAGGGGGUUGGCGAGGUGCCUGUCAAGCCUAAAGCGAUUGAGGAGGCGAGCGUAACCGAGGACCCGAAUGGUGCAGACGAAGGUGUGGUGGAGAGCGUCUCUGUGGCACAAGAAGGUCCAGAAGAGGUCGUGGAGAAGAAGGUCAGCAAGAAGAGGCCGGCGAGUGGCAAGACUCAGGUCAAAAAGGCAGUCAAGAAGGUGAAGGCAUAG
Saxophila tyrrhenica is the source of this 1071-nucleotide messenger RNA. It is a transcript of the gene NOP15, whose product is annotated as nucleolar protein. The transcript has a single exon. Gene Ontology annotation, molecular function: RNA binding. Gene Ontology annotation, biological process: maturation of LSU-rRNA from tricistronic rRNA transcript (SSU-rRNA, 5.8S rRNA, LSU-rRNA). Lineage: Eukaryota; Fungi; Ascomycota; Dothideomycetes; Mycosphaerellales; Extremaceae. Gene Ontology annotation, cellular component: nucleolus. Bases 1 to 1071 code for a protein of 356 amino acids. The record is from RefSeq and is a predicted model, not a curated record.